AAGCAAAAAAUAAUGAUGAAAAAGAUGAUGAAAAGAAAAACGAUGACAAAGAAGAAGACUCUGGUGUGUCUUCACAGUCCUCGACAGAAGUAAAUGCUGCCUCUCCAGCUGCCAAAUCACCAUUUGGAAUACCUGUUAGGAAAACUGCUAGAAAGUCGAUGGGUAGCAAGAGGAAAACUUUGAACUACAGUGAUGAGGAUAAAACUCCAUCUAAGAAGAGUAAAAAGGGCAAAGAAGACGAGGCUGAAGCAACUGAUAAAUCGCAAGUCGGAGAGAAAGAGGCUGAUGUAACUGAUAAAUCAUCAGAAAAAUCGACUGGAGUAAAGUCACCAGCUUCUACAAAAAAGAAAGAAAAGUCUAAAGCAAAGACAGAUUCUAAAGAUAUUGAAAUGGAAGAUGAAAACAAGGAUAAAGAAUUAGAUAAAAAGGAAAAGGAAGAUUCAGAUGAUAUAGAGAUGAAGUCCGAUGAAGAAUCCAGUGAAAAGGAGACCAGCAAAACAAGAAAAGGUAGUGAUAAAACUUCCCCUAAAACUGGAAAGGGUUCCAACAAAAGCAAGAAACAGUCAUCCAAGGAGAAAAAGGAGAAAACACCUAAAGUUAAAAAAGAAAGUAAGAAAAAAAGUCCUAAACAGGUGAAAAAAGAAUCAAGUCAAUCUGCAUCAGACACAGAAAUUGACAAAGCAGAAGAAGAAAAGCCAAAAGAAGAGAAGACUAUUUCAGUAAAGACUGAACCCAAAGCUCCUGUUCACAGCUUCUUUGCUCCAAAGAAAACCACAAUCAAGACCGAAGAUGUGACAAAAGAUGUUAAGACUGACCAGAAUAAAGAAAAAUCAAAGGAAGAAGGCAGUAAGAAGGAAGAAAAAGAACAACCAGUCAAGAAAGAACAAACAACUAAAAUAAACCCAUUUGCCAGUAAGAAGGAGGACAAUGCUACGUACGCUCCGAGUAAAUCUCGUUACCACCCGAUAGACGAUGCUUGUUGGAAACAUAAAGAAAAAGUACCUUAUCUUGCUCUGGCCAAGACCUUUGAAGCUAUUGAGGAGAUAUCUGCAAGGUUGAAGAUCAUUGAUAUCCUGUGUAACUUUUUCCGCUCUGUGAUAGCCCUUAGUCCUGAUGACCUUCUAUUUUGUGUGUAUCUCUGCCUAAAUAAACUGGCCCCUGCCUACGAGGGCAUGGAGCUAGGCAUUGGCGAGACUGUCCUCAUGAAGGCCAUUGCUCAGACCACAGGGAGAAGUAUGGACAAAAUAAAGGCCGAUGCUCAGGAGAAGGGUGACCUUGGCAUUGUGGCAGAGUCUAGUCGGAGUAACCAGAGGACCAUGUUUGCUCCUCCCAAGCUAACCAUUCGGGCUGUGUUUACUAAACUGAAGGAAAUAGCAGUCAUGUCUGGCAACAAUGUGAUGUCCAAGAAGAUAGACAUCAUCAAAGGUUUGUUUGUGGCGUGUCGACAGUCAGAGGCACGUUACCUCAUCCGGUCUCUAGGAGGCAAGCUCAGGAUUGGUCUGGCUGAACAAAGUGUUCUCACAGCUCUAGGCAAUGCUGUUUUUCUCACACCACCUGGUCAAGAUUUCCCUCCAGAAAUACUUGAUGGCGGUAAAGGUCUUUCAGCGGAGAAUUUAAAAAAGAAGAUGGAAGAAUCUGCCCUUACUAUAAAAUCUGUAUACUGUGAGUGCCCUAACUAUGGCUCUAUCAUAUCUACAUUACUGAAGGAUGGGAUAGAGGAUCUACCAAAACACUGCAAACUCACACCAGGUGUUCCUCUGAAACCAAUGUUGGCACAUCCAACCAAAGGUGUCAGUGAGGUGUUAAAGAGAUUUGAGAAUGCAGAAUUUACCUGUGAAUAUAAAUACGACGGAGAACGUGCACAGAUACAUAUACUAGAGAAUGGUACAGUGAAUAUCUACAGUAGAAACUCUGAGAAUAACACAAGUAAAUACCCAGACAUCAUAGCCAGGAUCCCCAACGUGAUGAAGGAGUCCGUGAAGUCCUGUGUUAUAGACUCGGAGGCAGUGGCCUGGGACGCUGAGAAGAAACAGAUACAGCCUUUCCAGGUUCUCAGUCACAGGAAACGAAAGGAUGCAGAUGCUUCAGAAAUAAAGAUACAAGUGUGUGUGUAUGCUUUUGACCUGCUUUACCUCAAUGGUGAAUCACUUGUGAAGCAGCCCUUCAAGCGACGGCGAGAACUGUUGCACAAGUCAUUCACAGAAGUGGAGGGGGAGUUUGUGUUCGCUAAGUCUAUGAUUUCUUCAGAUACAGAGGAAAUAGCUGUCUUCCUGGAUGAAUCUGUUAAAGGAAACUGUGAAGGACUUAUGGUGAAGACCUUAGAUGUAGAUGCUACAUAUGAAAUAGCAAAGAGAUCCCACAAUUGGUUGAAGCUAAAGAAAGACUACUUGGAAGGUGUUGGGGACACUCUGGACCUUGUAGUCAUUGGAGGUUACUUAGGGUCUGGUAAGCGAACAGGAAAGUAUGGAGGGUUCUUGUUGGCCUGUUAUGAACCAGACAGUGAAGAGUUUCAAUCUAUAUGCAAGAUUGGAACAGGAUUCAAAGAUGAUGAUCUGGAGCAACAUGCCACAUUCUUCAAGGAGAAUGUAAUAGACAAGCCAAAACAGUACUACUGUUGGGAUAGCUCCCAUGAACCUGAUCACUGGUUUGAGCCUGUCCAGGUAUGGGAGGUUAAAUGUGCUGACCUCUCCAUAUCGCCUACUCACAGGGCAGCGUCUGGAAUCGUUGAUCCAGAGAAAGGCAUAUCUCUGCGGUUCCCACGAUUCCUGAGAAUCCGAGAUGACAAGAAACCAGAAGAUGCUACAUCAGCCACCCAGGUGGCAGACAUGUAUAAGAACCAGGACCAGAUUCAGAACCAACAGACUACCUCAGAACCUAGUAAAGAGGGGGAUGAGGAAGAGUUCUAUUGAAGGGAGAAUACUCUGUUACAUCUUAUGAUGUCCUAUUGGAAGGGAGACAACUGAAUUAAAGUAGCGAUGUUAUGAGAUAACCCUUGUUUUAUUUAAUCUAUUAAUUUUUACAACACCAUUAUGUUCAAAAAACAUAACAGACCGAAAUAAUUGGGCAAAAUUUUACUGGACAGCAGUAUAGCUAUGUUUGAUGGGUUAAUGAAAAAAAGCGAAUAUAUGGGGUAUAAUUGUUUUGGAUGGAAAUCAUGUGGAUAAUGGGUGAAAUAGAUCAUAUUUAUCUUACAUCAUUUAUUUAUAAUUCACUCAACUUCACUUCAUUUUCUGAUUCCGAUAUUGGAGGAUCAUUUACUGAUAUUAGGAAUAAAGACUUAUUAUAUUCUUAUGUUUUUAUGAUGUUUAUGUAGCUCAUAUGAAAUGUGAAUAAAUAAAAAAAAUUACUAAA
Messenger RNA from Pecten maximus, 3351 nucleotides. Its product is annotated as DNA ligase 1-like. The record is from RefSeq and is a predicted model, not a curated record. Gene Ontology annotation, cellular component: mitochondrion; nucleus. Gene Ontology annotation, molecular function: DNA ligase (ATP) activity; ATP binding; DNA binding. NCBI's taxonomy places the organism in Eukaryota, Metazoa, Mollusca, Bivalvia, Pectinida, Pectinidae. Gene Ontology annotation, biological process: DNA repair; Okazaki fragment processing involved in mitotic DNA replication; DNA biosynthetic process.